Temnothorax curvispinosus is the source of this 2036-nucleotide messenger RNA. RefSeq names its product general transcription factor IIH subunit 4 (gene mrn). Bases 356 to 1804 code for a protein of 482 amino acids. The record is from RefSeq and is a predicted model, not a curated record. Gene Ontology annotation, biological process: nucleotide-excision repair. NCBI's taxonomy places the organism in Eukaryota, Metazoa, Arthropoda, Insecta, Hymenoptera, Formicidae. Gene Ontology annotation, cellular component: transcription factor TFIIH holo complex; transcription factor TFIIH core complex. The transcript is spliced from 7 exons. Gene Ontology annotation, molecular function: ATPase activator activity; double-stranded DNA binding.
CUUCCAACGUUACUCCGCUUCUUCACAAGUGUUCAUAAGCGUAUUUAUCCCGGCACAGGUCGCACAGGUGUAAGCCGCGUAGCGCAACGACCGCUGUAACAACAGAAAUAAUUUUAUAAAUAAUAUCACACGAGAUAAUAGAGUUUGCAAGGCUCUCGAGUACAAGAUAACCUCGAGAGAGCGUUCAGUUGUGGUUUAGCGUCGUGAAAAUAAUAGAUAUUUGUCACACAAAUUUUGUUCGGAACUGCCCGAUACCUCUCCUACGCGUGAAACACUUGGACGAACGCGUUUGUACGCUCUGCUGAAAAAUGAAAUCGCAAAGCGAUCGCAUCGUCGGAGGAUCGUUCGCGCGUUGAUGGUCGCAUUGGUGACAGGUCGCCCGAUCGAACGACGCCAAAACAUGUCCAACACGAUAAGCGGCAGGAACUUGCUACGGCCGACCGGCCUGCAGUGCAAGAACCUGCACGAGUAUCUGAAGUCUCGCACCCCCGACACCCUGAACAAGCUGUAUCACAAGCCGCCUAUAUGUCUGGCCGUGUUCCGCGAGCUACCUGUUAUCGCCAAGCACUACGUCAUGAGGCUGCUGUUCGUCGAGCAGCCGGUGCCGCAGGCGGUUAUUGCGUCCUGGUGCUCCAAACUGUAUUUCGAGGAGCAUCAGAAGGUGGUGCAGAUCCUGAACGAGUUGUACGUGUGGAAGGAGGCGUCCAUACCCGGCGGGCUGCCGGGUUGGAUCUUGAACAACACCUUCAAGAAGAACCUGAAGAUCGUGCUGCUGGGGGGCGGCAAGCCCUGGACCAUGUCCAAUCAGCUGGAGACCGACAGUAAGCCGCGAGACGUGGCCUUUCUGGAUUCUUACGCCUUGGAAAGGUGGGAGUGCGUCUUGCACUACAUGGUCGGUUCCCAGCAGCAGGAGGGUAUAUCUGCCGAUGCUGUAAGGAUUCUUCUACAUGCCGGUUUAAUGAAGAGAGAUGAAGCUGAUGGAAGCCCAAUUAUAACACAAGCUGGUUUUCAGUUUUUGCUCUUGGACACAGCUUCACAGGUGUGGUAUUUUAUUCUACAAUAUCUCGACACAAUUGAGGCACGUGGUCUUGAUUUAGUAGAGUGCCUGACUUUCCUGUUUCAAUUAAAUUUUUCCACCCUCGGUAAAGAUUAUAGUACGGAAGGCAUGUCCGAAGGACUCUUGACAUUUUUACAACAUUUAAGAGAAUUUGGACUUGUAUAUCAACGAAAACGUAAAGCAGGAAGGUUUUAUCCAACUCGAUUAGCGUUAAAUAUUGCUACUGGUGAGACUAAACCUUUAACCAGAGAUACAGACAAGGAAGGGUAUAUAGUUGUAGAAACAAAUUAUCGAGUAUAUGCUUAUACAAACUCGAACUUGCAAGUUGCAUUACUUGGACUUUUCUGUGAAAUGUUGUAUAGGUUUCCAAAUUUAGUUGUAUCGAUAUUGACCAGAGAUUCCGUAAGACAAGCAUUAAAGAGUGGAAUAACUGCUUCUCAAAUAGUAGGCUAUUUACAACAACAUGCACAUAGUAAAAUGAUAGAAGCGGGACCACCUAUAUUGCCACCUACUAUCACAGAUCAAAUUAAGCUUUGGGAAAAUGAGAGAAAUAGAUUUUCAUUCAGCGAAGGAGUUCUAUACAGUCAAUUUCUUUCGCAAACUGACUUCGAGGUUCUUAGGGAUCACGCGGUCUCAACCGGAGUAUUAAUUUGGGAAAGUGAAAGGAAGAGAACCAUGGUGGUUACCAAAGCCGGCCAUGAUGAUGUGAAAAAAUUCUGGAAACGAUACUCAAAAGGCUCAAGUUAAUAUUCGAUUUACAAGGUUUAGUUGUAAGCAUUCUAUUGUUAUGUUUCCUAUAUAUUAACUACAAAAAAAUAUUGUUUCAAGAAAGUGCCUAGAAAAACUGGAGAAGCAUUCUUGACAUAGACUGAAGAAAUAAUGUUUUCUUUUUAAUCGAUGCCAAAGCUCUCUCAAGUCGGACUAGGUUUUGAUAACGAGUGUGAUAUUGAAUUAAUCAAAUAAGUUUUUAGAUAUUUAA